Molecule: messenger RNA, 2691 nt
Organism: Manihot esculenta (cassava)
Lineage: Eukaryota; Viridiplantae; Streptophyta; Magnoliopsida; Malpighiales; Euphorbiaceae
Exons: 2
Coding region: 2072-2518 (148 amino acids)
Source: RefSeq, a predicted model, not a curated record
AAUCCCUAGGCCCAAAACCCGUUUUCUGGUCUCAAGUCGGGGCGUCGGAGUGUGUCCAUAGGCCGAGAACCAGCGCUAUCUCAGAGAGCACAGAGUAUAGAAGACGACGAAGAAAUAUGCGCAUAUUACGGAAUGAAGUUUCUAGAUUUGUAUGUGAAAAUAGCCAUUGGUUCUGCUUUGAUUGGAGCUUCUUUGGUUUGUUCAUGAUUAAAUCCGGCUUCUAUCUGAGAACCCCUUUUCAUCUGUUUCUUCGCUAACCUUAACCUUUCACACUUAGACCGGCUCAUUUGUUGAAGUCUGCAGCAAACAUGAGGUUUUCGUGUGAAUAUGGCUUUUUUUGGAUCGGCUUAUUGAUUCUUGUGUUUGACUAAGAUAUGAAGUAACUGUUCUGGAGUCCUAGAAAGGGCAUAGGAGAGCUCCCUGAAGCACAGGGAAUCAGAGAAAAAAACUCACUAGUUUUUAUAGGCUUGGGAUGAAGAUUUCUUCCACAAGCCGUGUUGCUUGAUGGUUUGUCUACACAUUGGGACCUGAAGUUUCUCACACAUGGGAAAACAAUUGGAUUGGCUAUCAAUUUUGUGAGUUUUUACAAGUGUUACCUCAAACAUAAACACAUUCCGUCUAUUAAUGCUUUUAUUACUGUUAUAAUGGUUUCUUUCCCUCGUUUCUAAACUGGUGUAAGUAUACUAUUUAUUAGCAUAACAAAGCGAAUUGGAUUAAUCUUAGUCCGGUUAGGAUGCCUAUGAUUGAAUAAAAUAUAUGUGUGUGUGUGUGUGUGUGUGGUGUCAAUACAGCAAACCAUGGCUUUUGAUUUAUAUGAUCUCGAUUGCUAUUUUUUAUGCUUCUGGAUUUGUGCCUAUAACAAGUCUCUGAAAUAUGUAAGAUUUUGCUGUAGAGGCAGCUGGAGUCCUGGAAGCUAUGUUUGAAUGCAACCAAUUGAAUGUUCAAAAAUCCUUUUCUUUUUCCUGGGAAGGGGGGAUGUUUUUUAUAAUUUUUUAGCUUCUAAGACACAAGUAGUGUUGUGAAAGAUAAUGUACAUGACACAUGGAUAUGACAACAUUAGCAUAAUGAUGGAUAACUAUUAGUGUAUUAGGUGAGUUUAAAGGAGGUGAGACAACAUUAAUUGGUGGCAAUCCACACUUAAUAUGAAGCAUAAUGCUGGAGUCACUAGAAACACCAUCAUUUUACCUUUAGAAUGAGUGAUGUUAUAGCACGCGUCGGUAGAACCUAGCCUCAUCCUGCCUAUUAUAAUCAACCAUUUCGGUGAAAUAACACUGUGCUGUAUAUUGACAUUGGUAACUUGUACUAGAAUUAUUCCUUCACUGUCUGUUAUCAAAAUUUAAUCUUUCUUAACAUCCGAGGGGGAUGACUUACCAAUUCUAAAUUCCCACAUAUUGAAGCUACUUUGAAUGUUAUAUACAAGUUAAAAUACAGUAGAAAGAAGAGCAGCUAAGCAGUAUAUUCAGAUACAGUCGCAAACAUGAAGUCAUCCUAGCAUCAGGGUUGGUCUUGGUCUAUACACAACAACUCGCCAUCUUAUCAAAGCUGAGAUUUUAAUAAAGCAAACAGCUUAAAUUAGGUGGGGGCAGUAUCUACACAUCUUCUCUCUCUAAUUCAUAUCUCAGAAAUAGUCAUUAUGACAUGACUAAGCUUCUCCUAUGGCUAUGGACAUAGUCAUUCAUGUACUUUAAUACUUAAAAGAACAACAAACAAAUGGUUUCUAGAAACUAUUUAUCUAAUACUAACACAUGGUUUUGCUGCUGCUGUAUAUGUUGGAGUAACUUUGAUUUACAUGAUGAUAAGCAAUAAGAAAUAAAGGGUUAAAAAAGUAAUACAAUCUAUGAAUAGUAUCCACCGAAAAAGUCUGGUUGCUCUAUAAAGAAGACCUGAGACUAGAAGAUGACAUGAAACCCACCAAUAAAUUGGUCUCUCAAGCAAGAACCUACCACCUUUUUAACCCAAAAGGUGAAACUAGUCGGUGUAGUCUCACCACUAAUUAAAAGGGAACUUGUUGACAAAGUAUUUAAUAAACAAGCAAUAAAGAGAGCAUAAACUAUUAUUCACUUAAGCAAAGAUGAGUAAUAGAAUAGUAAUGGAGAAGAAGAUUAAGAAUGGAGUGGUAGAUGUCUCCUCUUUUCUUCUGGUGGAGGGCAGCGCAGACUCCGAGGCAGAUUGUGGACUCUUGAAGCUAUGCGAGGAUGUGAUUAUGGCCUGUGAUUAUGAUGAUGAAGAUGCGGAGUCAUGCAGCUGUGAUACUGUAGAUUCUCUUGAAGUCUUUGACUAUGAUGGUACUGGUGGUGAUCAAGAUUGCAGUGGUUAUGAUGAAGCUAAAGCUAAUAAAGAAUGCGCAGAAGAGCGAAAUUGGUGUAGGUUGUGGUUGGGAGUUGCAGGCUUGGAAUAUAUGUCGACUGAGAAUGGAGAAGAGGAGUCCAAGGCUGAUGCUAAGUGGAGUAAAGAGGUUAUAGAUCAAAUGGAGGACAGUCUCUUUUGGGAAACUUGCCUGGCAGUAGGGUACCCAUAGAUUUUAUUUGCUCUACUAAUUUAUUUUUUCUUAUGUAGAUUUUAGUAUUUUGAUUUUUUUUCUUUAUUAUUAGUACUCUUUUAUUUGCUUUCGAUAGAUUUUAGAACGAAUUAGGAUACAAGUUUGCCAAAGAUUUACCUUAAAGGUUAUAUUUAUAUAUACAGUUUUUUUUU